CAUAAAUCAAUCACCGUUUAUCUUAUUUUUUUUCGCUCAUUAUCCACGCCCUUCUCUUAACAUUUCUACUGCUUCUUUCUACUUCUCCCUGUUGUUUUCUUCUCCGCCUAAAACUCCAGCUUCAACGGCAUAAGAAAACCACCACAUCUCUCCGUUUCUCUCAGUUUCUCCCCAUUCUCUUCUUCUCCACCUAAAAACUCCAGCGACGAAGGCAAUAAAGGCUGCUCAAGGAGAAGCAGGUGGUAUCCGGAAUGAAAUUUCACCGCCUCAUCUGCAGGUUCCACCAACGCGUUCGACGCCAAGGUUAUCUGGAGACACUUUGCCAAGAAAGGUUAUAUCUGUAUAACUGUAUUAGAGCACAAGAUGGCAAAUUUCUUAUGGGGAGCAUCAAAUAAUAAGCUGAAGUACCACUGGAGAAAAUGGUCUCUUCUAUGCUUACCAACAGGGAAGGGGUCCUUGGAAUUAGAAGCUUAUUACAGGUUGAAAAAGCAUUUACCUUGAAAUUGUGGUAGAAGUGGAAGACAUCUUCCAACUUGUGGGCUCAGUUCAUCACAGCGAGGUAUCCAAGAGAAGGCAACUUUAUUCCAAAGGUAACAGACUCUCCUAUUUGGUGAAGAAUCUGUCACAUGAAUGACUUGGCAUCUACAUUUUGUGAGCAGGGCUCCUCUAACAACUUGAUCUGGAUCCCAGAAAGUAAUGGAGAGUUUUCUUUCAAGCCAGCAUACAAUGUUGUUAGGCAAAAUGAAGCUUCAUCUUUUGUAAACAAACACAUUUUGCAUCCAAGGAAAAAGUUAAAAGUCCAACUGUUUCAAUGGAAACUACUCAAUAAGCUACUUCCAAUCAGAGACAUCUUACUAGAUUCAACCUGAUUCUAAAUCAAUCUAUUUUUCCUUGGUGUAAUGGCCAUUCUGAGACUUUGAACCAUCUCUUUUAUCAGUGUCCUACCAUUGCACCCAUCUGGAAUUACGUUUCGAAGAUUUUGGGAAUUAGUUUACAUCAGGCUCGCUAAUCUAUCAGGCAGGUAUGUUUUCAAUGGUGGCUUCAAGCAGGUAGCAAGACUAUGAUUGGCAUUUUUAAACAUAACCUUCCUGGUAUCAUUUGCUGGAACUUGUGGAAGAUCUAUACGAAUUUGGUUUGGGGCAGUGCGACCUCUAUUCCUUCCUCUGACAAUAUUAUUUGGCAAAUUAAAUUAUACACUCAGACUUGGGCCCUAAGUCUUUCUGGUAUGAAACUAUGUUCUACUGGGGGAAAUUCUAUUCCAAGAAAAUUUGAUGCCCCCUUCAUUCUGUCUGAACAAUAGAUUGUUCAAACCAAUUCGUUGGAAUAAACCUAAAGGUAAAUUGAAAUUGAAUAUUGAUGCCUCGUUCUUACCUAAGAAGGCCUCUCGAGGUGCGAUGAUGCGAAAUGAAAGGGCAGAACUCGUCUUCGCGAUUUAGUUCCUUCUGAAUGUUUCUUCGAGUCUAGUAGCUGAAUUCAUCGCUCUGGUUACUGCUGUUCGAUGGGCUACCGACACCUGCUACGUUGGUUUUCAGGUGGAAGUUGAUGCGUUGGAGGUGCUGGAGCAUACAUCAGGCAACCGAACUGGUUAAGGGACAUAACCCCUUUCUUCUCUUAUGGACUUGGCUAAGCGGAAGAGUAUUUGAUUUGAGUAGCUUUUAAUGGUUUUCCUUGCCAAAAUGAGUAGCUUUGUUCGUUUUGGUAUUUUUGGAGUCAAAAUCGGGGAAUUUAAUUCCGGCACCGGUGUUUGAAAAGCAAUCAGGAUGAGUCCAGAUGCAUUUGAGAGUGAAUUGAGAACUUUGGAAGUCAUCGGGAGGUUUACGAUGAAGAUUUGACAACAAAAGAGCCUUAGGAUUGAUCACGGAAACGAACGGGAGCAUUUAGAGAAUGUAACGGAAGAAAACGAAGAAGAAAAGCCAUGCACGCCAAGCGUAGCUGGGAUGCGGGCCGAGCAUGUGUGGUAGAAGGCUUAAAGGUGAAGGACAAACCCGCGCACGUCGAGCGUGGCUGGGAAGCACGCCAAGCGCGAGGAGCGAGAAACGACGAAAACUCACUGCCAGUCACGCACGCGAGCGUGGCAGGGACGCUCGCCGUGCACGGUACUGAGAUGCGCUUUAUGUUCCGAACGCUCGGACGCCACGCACGCCGAGCGUGGGCGCCGAGCAUGCUCCCAGAUUUCCUAAUUGGGAAAACUGUCAAAUAGGUCCUCCAACUUUCAUAAAAAGGUCAAUUAAGUCCUUCUAUAGGAGGUUCUGUCCGACCGUCGCGAUUUGGGGCAAUUCCCGGUGGAAUGUUUUGAUGAAAUUUUUUGAGCAUCUUAUUCACCAAGUCUAGUUUACUCAUACCAAAUUUCAGCUAAAAAUUCAACCGAGAACACAUUCAAAUUAACUCUUGAACAUAACUGCGCAUUUUUGCAUUCUCGAAUUAAUUUGAAUGCGCUCCCGAUUAAAUUUUUAGCUGAAAUUUGGUAUGAGUAAACUAGACUUGAUGAAUAAGAUGCUCAGAAAAAUUCAUCAAAAAAUUUCACCGGGAACUGCCCCAAAUUGCGAUGACCGGACAGAGUCUCCUAUAGAAGGACUUAAUUGACUUUUUUAUGAAAGUUCGAGGACCUAUUUGACAGUUUUCCCUUCCUAAUUUGAUCAGAAUUCCUCCGUUUUCUAUAAAUAAAGCCCCUAAACCCCUGUUUUCGAGGAACGGAGCUUAGAGAGAGGCCUGAGACGAGUUUAUUUGUAGUUUUCCACUUUGUUCUUCAAGACCCUGGGAUUAUUGGCAAAAAUAUGGACGUGAGCUCCCUUUUCACCCUGAAGAAUAUGAAAGGUAAGAAGAAGGGUCAUGUGGGUCCGAAGCCAGUGGGUGCUUCCGCUAGGAAGGAGCCCUCCCAAACUGCUGCCGCCGGUGCUGGUACCGGAAGUUCCAAGGGCGAGGGGGCCCUAAAGAAAAAGAAUGGCGGUAAGAGGAUUGAGCCCCCGACCAAGAAGUUAAAGGCUGUGACCUCUGGCAAAGAGCCGGCCUCUGACAUCGUCAUCAUCGUGGACGAGGGGCAUGCCUCCGGUCCCAUCCCUCAGGAGUGUGCCCACCAAUACUUUUUCGGCCGGGAGAAGCUGGAGGCAAUUGUGCCGAAGGGGGCCUCGAUCUUGGAGGGUAACCUCGUGCCUUCGGCACUAAUGAGCCAAAUGGUGCCUUCGGCUGACAGGCUGGCUCUCGUUGGAUGAAUGAUGAGGGCCUCCAGUCGAGGAUCCUUCAGAAUAGCGCCUCGGCCUUCAUGGGACUGUGUGAGUAUCUCCGGAGGGUCGAUCAUAUGGUGGAGGCCAGGGGCGCUGCUGAGGAGGAAGCUGCUAGCCUGAGAAAGAAGUUGGCUGAUGCCGAUGAGUCUCUUCGCCUGGCGACCGAGAGCAUGGAGCAGCGGGUGUUGGCUGCAGAGGCCGAAGGCAAGAGCGAGGGCCUGGCUGAGGCUGGGGAAGCACCUGCUGAGGCCGCCCGUGUUGCUGCCUAGGAGGCUGAGAGGGCAAAGGCCGAGGAGGUGGCCAAGGAUGAGAAAGCUGUUGUGGAGGCAUUCAUGACCGGGGGCUGGAUGGCCGAGGACAAGGAAGACUGGGUGUCCUCGGUUGUGGAGAAGAAGGUAGAUGCCUGGGUCGGAGGUCCCGACAAGAUGUGGCUAGCGGAGAGGGGCGACUAUUACUACCAGGGCGGGGAGUUCUUCACUCAACGUCUCAUCUACCGGAAGCUGGCCCAGCACUUCAACGUGUCCUCGAUGGACUUCAAGCCGGAGACCAAUGGCCUUCCCCUCGGCAGCCAGACGUCAGGGUCCCCCUCCCCGAAGGUGAAGAGAGGCCGGUGCUAGAAGAUUCUGAGACCCUGAGGGAAUGUGGCCUCGGUGGUGAUGAAGAUGAGGCCGAAGGCGAUGCCACCUCCAAAGCUGCUGAAGGGGGUGAUGCUGCAGCUGCUGAUUAUUGAUUUGUACUUAGACAUUUUUCGAAUCAUGUAAUGUAAAAAACAUCUUGUAGCUUUCGGCUUCAGCCUGGUCACACAAUUUACUCUUCGUUUCGUGAACGUAUGCCUGCUUUCGGGCCCAUUAAUAUUAUUACUUUCUGUCCUUCGGAUGAAUGAAUGCAUUCC
Messenger RNA from Cuscuta europaea, 4113 nucleotides. The record is from the annotation of a GenBank genome assembly. Lineage: Eukaryota; Viridiplantae; Streptophyta; Magnoliopsida; Solanales; Convolvulaceae.